Molecule: messenger RNA, 3099 nt
Organism: Salvelinus namaycush (lake trout)
Lineage: Eukaryota; Metazoa; Chordata; Actinopteri; Salmoniformes; Salmonidae
Product: NLR family CARD domain-containing protein 3-like
Exons: 7
Molecular function (GO): protein binding
Source: RefSeq, a predicted model, not a curated record
CAAGAGAAUAUUUUGAAAUUUGUGAAGAACGAGCUGAAGAUGUUCAAGAGGAUUCUUAGUCAAGAACUCCCAGAAGGCUUUGAGAGUCAGAAGCAGGAUAAGGAAGUGGUGGAUGCUGAAGAUGAGAAGCAGGAGAGCAGUGCCAGAGAGGGGGCUCUGAAGAUCACACUGCACGUCCUGAGGAAAAUGAACCAGAAGGAGCUUGCUGACACACUGGAGAAAAAUGACCUUGCUGUGAUAUGCCAACGUGAACUGAAAUCUAAUCUAAAGAAGAAGUUUCAAUGUGUUUUUGAGGGGAUCGCUAAACAAGGAAACCCAACACUUCUCAAUAAGAUCUACACAGAGCUCUACAUCACAGAGGGUGGAACAGGAGAGGUCAAUAAUGAACAUGAGCUGAGACAGAUUGAGACAACAACCAGGAAACAAGCAAGACCAGAGACUGCAAUCAAAUGUAACGACAUCUUCAAACCCUUACCUGGACAAGACAAACGUAUCAGAACUGUGCUGACAAAGGGAGUCGCUGGCAUUGGAAAGACAGUCUCUGUGCAGAAAUUCAUUCUUGACUGGGCUGAAGGAAAAGCAAAUCAGGAUAUCCAAUUUAUAUUUUCAUUCCCUUUCCGGGAGCUGAAUUUGAUGAAAUGGGACAAACACACUUUGAUUGAACUUCUUAAUCACUUCUCAAUGGAAACCAAACAAUCGAGAAUCUCCAACUACGACAAGUACAAAGUUCUGUUCAUCUUUGAUGGUCUGGAUGAGUGCCGACUGCCCCUAGACUUCCAGAAUAACAAGAUCUGUUGUGACGUCACAGAGUCAACCUCAGUGGAUGUUCUGCUGACAAAUCUCAUCAAGGGAAAUCUGCUUCCCUCUGCUCUCCUCUGGAUAACUACCCGACCUGCAGCAGGCAAUAAGAUCCCUUCAGGGUGUGUUGACCAGGUGACAGAGGUACGAGGGUUCCUUGACCCACAGAAGGAGGAGUACUUCAGGAAGAGAUUCAGUGAUGAGGACCUGGCCAGCAGAAUCAUCUCACACAUAAAGACAUCAAGGAGCCUCCACAUCAUGUGCCACAUUCCAGUCUUCUGUUGGAUUUCUGCAACAGUCCUUGAACACAUGCUGCAACAUAAGAGAGAAGAGAUGCCCAAGACUCUGACUGAGAUGUACACACACCUUGUGGUGUUUCAUACCAAACAGAAGAAUGAAAAGUAUCUUGGGAAAGAAGAGACAGGUCCACACUGGAAUAAAGAGAGCAUUUUGUCACUGGGAAAACUGGCCUUCCAACAGCUUAUGAAUGGCAAUCUGAUUUUCUAUGAAGAAGACCUGAUAGAGGCUGGCAUUGAUGUCAAUGAAGCCUCAGUGUACUCAGGAUUGUGCACACAGAUCUUUAAAGAGGAAUGUGGUCUGUACCAGGACAAGGUGUACUGCUUUGUUCAUCUGAGCAUUCAGGAGUUUCUGGCUGCUUUAUAUGUGUUCAUCUCAUUCAUCAACAACAAUGAGAAUCUAAUGGACAAACUGCAAACAAAAGACGAGCCUGAAGUUACUUUCUACAAGAGUGCUGUGGAUAAAGCAUUACAAAGUGAGACGGGAAACCUGGACCUUUUCCUCUGCUUCCUUCUGGGCCUCUCACUGGAGUCCAAUCAGAAGCACUUACGAGGUCUACUGACAAAGACAAGAAGUAGCUCACAGAGCCAUGAAGAAACAGUCAAGUACAUCAAGAAGAAGAUCAGGGAGAAUCCCUCUCCAGAGAGGAGCAUCAAUCUGUUCCACUGUCUGAAUGAACUGAAUGACCAUUCUCUCGUGGAGGAGAUCCAAAGCUACCUGAGAUCAGGAAGUCUCUCAGAAGCCAACCUGUCAUCUGCACAGUGGUCAGCUCUGGUCUUUGUGUUACUGACUUCAGAAAAGGAGCUGGAUGUGUUUGACCUGAAGAAAUACUCCAGAUCAGAGGAAGGUCUUCUGAGGCUGCUGCCAGUGGUCAAAGCCUCCAGAGCUGCUCAGCUGUCAGGCUGUGGAGUCACAGAGGAAGGCUGUGCUUCUCUGGUCUCAGCUCUGGAGUCAAACCCCUCACACCUGAGAGAGCUGGACCUGAGUAACAAUGACCUGAAGGAUUCAGGAGUGAAUCUGCUCUCUGCUGGACUGGGGAAUCCCCACUGUAAACUGGAGACUCUGAGGCUGUCAGGCUGUGGAGUCACAGAGGAAGGCUGUGCUUCUCUGGUCUCAGCUCUUAAGUCAAUCCCCUCACACCUGAGAGAGCUGGAUCUGAGUAACAAUGACCUGAAGGAUUCAGGAGUGGAGGAGCUAGGAGGGGCAGUGCGCAGGGAGACCGAAGGGGGUUCCAGCUUGUGCACAAGCCGCAUAGGUCACACUACCGGUCGGUGCCGGGUUGGUUCCUCUGGGGAUCGAGGGAGGGUGCAGGCAGGGCGCUCUGGCGUCACCCCAGUGUGUACCAGCCGGUUCUGGCACCGUGGCAUCAGAGUCAGACUGAGGCUCCUGCAUUGGACGAUUAGUUCAGAUGCGCGGAGGAGACCUGGGAAUCCGCCCAUGGUCACCUCCAGCAGGCCGUUCUGCGCCAAAAGACCAGCGCGGACGGUCACCGCACUCACACUGGACCUAAACACAGUAAACAGACUCCUCUCUCUGUCUGAGGAGAACAGAAAGGUGACAUGGAGGAGAGAGAAGCAGCAGUAUCCUGAUCACCCAGAGAGAUUUGAGGUCUGUAGACAGGUGCUGUGUAGAGAGGGUCUGACUGGGCGCUGUUACUGGGAGGUAGAGUGGAGUGGGUGGGCUGAUAUAGGAGUGACAUAUAAAGGAAUCAGCAGGAGAGGAGGGGUUGAUGACUGUUGGCUUGGAUGGAAUGACAAGUCCUGGAGUCUGUACUGCUCUGACAACCGUUACAUUGCCUGUCACAAUAAUAAUCUCACUACCAUAGUUGUCCAACCCUCCAGCUCCCACAGAGUAGGAGAGUAUCUGGACUUGCCAGCCGGCACUCUGUCCUUCUUUCGAGCCUCCUCUGACACACUGACCCACCUGUACACAUUCACCUCCACAUUCACUGAGCCCCUCUAUCCAGGGUUUAGGGUUUAUGAAGACUCCUCAGUGUCCCUGUAA